This is a messenger RNA of Pseudogymnoascus verrucosus, 2905 nucleotides long. RefSeq lists its product as uncharacterized. The coding region runs from base 1 to 2655 and encodes 884 amino acids. The transcript is spliced from 4 exons. The record is from RefSeq and is a predicted model, not a curated record. Lineage: Eukaryota; Fungi; Ascomycota; Leotiomycetes; Thelebolales; Thelebolaceae.
AUGGCUUCGCCAUCACCCAACCUCCUACCUCCUCCCCCCUCCCCCUCCUUCCCCCCAUUCGAAGACAUCGUUCACUCCGAGUCUGCCCUCCUGAAACAUGUCAGCCGCAACUACGCGCACACCUCUUUUGAGACCUUCACCGCCGAGGGCUACGUUGAUUUCGCAUACACCGUUGAGAAUAUGCGCUGGGCCGCCUUUGCGCAGGGAGACAUCGAGCCCUUGCCACGUAGGGAGAUGGAUCGGCUGUGGAUCAAUAUUGUGAUGGAGUUCUGGGUCAAGAUGGCCUGGUGUUGGGAGGGAGACGUGGAGGGGGUUGUUAUUGCAUUGCUUGAUAGAGAGGAUGGGAAGGGAGUCGAGGAGAUGUGGGAGGAUAGGAAGAUGGACUAUCCGGAGUUGAAUACUAGACUUUGCUAUCCGAUGAUUGGGCACAAGGGCAUCUUUGAGGAUUACCUUGAUCUCGGUAUCCGCGCCGUGAUUAACCCAGAGAUCCGCUGCUAUCUUGAGAAGAUGGAAGAUGGAACUAACUAUGACUCUGAGAGCGAGCUUGGAGAGGCGGUUUAUAGCCUUGAUCUUGAUGGAUUUGAUCCCGAGGACGAUGCUGAGGGGGAUACUGAGGUUGAGGAGGCCACCGGGCUUGAAGAUGAUGCUGGGAUCGAUGAUGCUAAAAUUGAUGACACUGAGAUCGAUGAUGGUGAGAUCAAUCAUGCCGAGAUCAAUCAUGCUGACGGGGGUGCUGAGGCUGAGGAGGCUACUGAGAUUAAGGAGAAUGCUCAGAUCGAUGAUGCUGAGAUCGAUGAUGGUACUGCGUUCUUGGAAGCUCUUGACGCAGCUAUUGAGAAGGCAACGGCAGAGAUGGAGGCAGAGGGCAUGGUAUUUGAAGAGUCAGACGAGGAUGAGAAUGAAAUCAAGAUCAAGGAGGAGGAUGAAGGUGCUGAGACCUCUAUUUAUGGGAUCCCGGAGGCUGUUUCUAACCUUCACUUGACAGAGUCUGGCAACAAAGAUGAUGUUGACAAAGUGGUCGACGACAUCAAGCAAGAAGAUAUCAAACAAGAAAAGGAUGUCAAGCAAGAGAAAAAUAUCAAGCAGGAGAAAGAUAUCAAGAAAGAGGAAGAUGGUACUGGCACAAUCACCUACCCAAUUAGGAGCGCCAUAUCAAAUCUCCGCCUGACAGAGUCGGUGCAGAACAUUCUUGCUAAUACCCAGGCCACCAUCCCAGCCCCUGAGAUUGGCUUCACUCCUCCCAACCCACCAAGCCGCCUUGGAAAUGCCACCUUGGCCCCUGAUGCUGCCAUCCCAACCAGCCACUAUGCAGCUGGGCCACCCAUGGAUGGACCCAGUUCCCCUGGACCCAGUGCUAGCAGAGCGGCAAACAAUCUCCGCGAGGCGGUGGGGAGACUUUCCGCCGAAGAGGCGGGCAUGAUUAUAGUAAAGGCGGUUAUGAUGCAACAUCCAAUCAAGAAAGAACUGGUCGACAUGCUCCCAUUCCUGGCCAACAUUCCAUCGAGUACCGUUUUCCGUGGCGAAAAUGGCUUUCAGAAACUCCUCCCUAACGUAGCCCCUGAGGCCAUGACUUCCCCAAGAGUGCAGACAACGGGACUAUCUGGAUCCUACAAAAUAUUCCAUGGAGUUUCUCACUUAAUUCCCCGCAAUGAGGACCCAGCUCCAGCUCCGAAGGAUAUCAUCUGCGACACAUUUGACAUGGCAUACGAAGAUGCCUGUAAAACUCCUGGAUUCUGGGAGCACCCCAUGUGGAAUGGAGUCGAAGUUUAUAAGAUGUCUCCUUUGGUCCUUGCUCAGCACUAUGCGGCCCACAAAGAAGCUGCUGCUUUCCACGCCAAACCCUUUGUCUUCAACCCAACCCGGGUCUUCCAGGCCCCAAUUGCUGCCAACGUUCCAACCCCUGUUUUCCAGGCCCCGACUGCUGCCACCAUCCCAGCUCCUGUUUUCCAGGCCCAAACUCGUUGUUACAACCCAGCUAAUCCCUUCCAUGCCCGACGCGCUGUCCACUACCCAGGUCUUCUUUUCCAGGCCCAGACCGGUACUCACUAUCCAGCGCCUUCUUUCCAUGGUGCCAACUACCCAACUCCCAACACAGCUCCUUUGUCCCAGGCUGAUUUCUACGCUGCCAACUACCCGACUCCCUACGGGCCUCUAGGUUUCCAAGUCCCACCCCCCGUUUCCAGAUUUGCCACCAACCCAGCUCCAGGUUUCCAGGCCCCUCCCCCCGUCUCCAGAUUCGCCUCCAACCCAGCUCCUCCUUUCCAGGCCCCUCCCCCCGUCUCCCGAUUCUCCGACCCCAACCACAUCCACCUCAACUACCUCGCCACCCCCCCAGCACCACCAAUCUUCAUCAACCUCACCGCAGCCGACUUCAAAGACCUGUACUCCCCCCCCCCCAACCUGACUGCCGCCUACUUCGAAAAAAUGGACAAGUAUGGAAUGCACGACUACUUGCCUAUGCCGAGGAAGCGCCAGGAUCCCAAGAUGCGCCAGGAUCCCAAGAUCAAGAUCGAGGAGGACGAGGAGGAAGAGGAUUUCAAAAUGGCGAAUGAGAGAUGCUACUCUGACUCUGUGCUUGCGAGGAAGAGGGCCCGUGAUGUGGAGGAGGGGGAUGAGGAGGUGGGAGUUGAGCGCCCGAGGAAGUUCAGUGGAUGAGGGGUUUUUACGAUUACAGUGACUGAGAUGGAUUUUGUUUGCUUUGAGUUACUGGAUGGGCUGUUUUCGGAUUUCAGUUACUAGUUUUUGUUUUUUUCUGUUUUUUUCGCUCGUGGCGAACAAAGAGACGCUUGGGGACUCAAAGGAUGGGGACGGAGGAGGGUCACUGGUCGCGGAAUAUUUGUUGUUUUUGUCUUGAGAGACGUGCGUGCGUGCAUAGUAACUGAGAACUGAUUUGAUUCGGAUAGUG